Molecule: messenger RNA, 1343 nt
Organism: Onthophagus taurus
Lineage: Eukaryota; Metazoa; Arthropoda; Insecta; Coleoptera; Scarabaeidae
Product: glycolipid transfer protein A
Biological process (GO): ceramide transport; intermembrane lipid transfer
Cellular component (GO): cytosol; cytoplasm; membrane
Molecular function (GO): ceramide 1-phosphate transfer activity; ceramide 1-phosphate binding
Source: RefSeq, a predicted model, not a curated record
GUAAUAUUAAGUUGUCGAUCCUGAUAUUUUAUUAGUCAUCCUUCAUUUGAAAACUGGAAUUAUUUUUAUCAUACAAUACUCCGAUAAGAUACUCGUAAAGUUCAAUAUGAUGAUUAACCGCAUCACCGAUUACUUUAGUUUAAUAUUGGGUUCGAUUUAAGAUAAAAGUACGGUUCAAAAUAAUUGAAAAUUGACAAAUUAUUAUUUUCGAUAAAUGACAAACCCUCAAAAUACGAGUACUGGCGACGCCAGGGACGCUUUUUUAUUCGAAGAUAUCGAAAAUUACAAAUUCGGUUACGUGGACGGAUUAGGUAAAAUAGAAACUUUGGUUUUUUUGGAUUAUUCCAAAAGAGUUGUCUGUUUUGUAGAGCGAAUGGGAAAGAUUUUUGCACCUUUAAAACAUGAUAUGAAUGGAAAUAUAAAUAAAUUAACCAAAAAGUAUCUUGAAAAUGAAACAUCUUACAAAUACCUUGAUGAUAUGAUUUUGGAUGAGAAGAAACAGAAAAAAGAUGUGGCUACUGAUGCUUUGAUGUGGCUCAGAAGGGGGUUACAUUUUUUAGCUACAUUUUUUCAACUUAUUGUUGAUGAUAAAACUCAACAAGAAAGUUUAGUUCAAUUUAUUAGAACUGCUUAUGAAGAAGUUUUGCAACGUUAUCAUGGCUGGAUGGGAGUUCAGUUAUUUAAUCAUCCUUCUCAACAAAGCUACCAAGGUACACGAAUGUUUCAACUCGUUCCAAGUCUCUUCCAAUCACUUAACUUAGUUUAGACUACAGAAGUGAUCCUCAUCUCCUUCGUUUUUUUGCUUCUGCCUCAUCUUAUGUUAGUAGGCAAAUGUUGUUUGCAAACUCAAGGUUAUCAAGUUUAUCAUGGAGCAGUUGAGAUGGAACCCACAAGGAGUACGGAGACGAGGACGCCCAAGAAUGACAUGAAAAAGAACUGUUAAAAAAGAAGCAAUAGAAGCCUCCUAUGCUUCACCAGGAGUGAUAGGAAACACGCCAAGUAAGUUGGGUCAGCAAUUUCUUUCUUAAGAAUCUUUUGAUCAAUACGGUGCAAAGUUUCUAAAGAUGAAAAAUUUUUUCAGAACUAAGUAAGUUCUUAUUAGAAGAGCCUUUUUAACUCAGCCAUUUAUUUCAUAUAUAAAUUCCUACGUUUUAGCUUGCAUAGCACUAUCAAUGAUUAUGCUAAUAUUAAAUAUCUAAAACUCCAUAGUGCAGCUUUAGUUUUGUUGAUAAGGUUAUCAGCUGUGAUUUGUUUAUAUAAACAUGGUAUAAGUUACUUAUUAUACAGGAAGUAUAUCGUUAGUUUCAAAUAGAGUCAUUUUCAGAAGAUCUAGCAUGUCAGUA